CUUCCAUUAUUCUUCACACAGCGCAGCUCACUCUCAACCUCCGAUCCUUCAUCUUCCGCUUCUGCGUUUCAGGGGAAGCCAUAGCAAACAUAAUAGGGCCAAAGGGAAAUGUCGGUCAAGCCAUUAGGGUAUUUACACAGGUUUCAUGAUUUUGAGAGAGACGGUGAGAGGAAAACAGAGUAGGUCAUCGGCACUGGGUGGGAUACGGUGCUUCAGCGAGUGAUAAUCUCCAGUCAGCCUGUAUCCCUGAAUAAGGCAAUUGAUCCUCACCACCGAUCUCGCUAGGUAUCCAGGUAAUUUUGAAAACCCGUUUAGUAUUUUGAUGAUGAUUUCCAAGUCGCUUUGAACAGUGAACGAUUGGUAACUUGUGGUUAUCGUUGUUUGAAUUGAGGGUUCAAUGGCCAAAAUUUCUGCCUCUAGAGGGUUAACUGCUGUCAGUGGGAAGGCUAUUGCAUUGAGAAAGAUACUUUCAGAAGUAUGCAAUACAGCACCUCCUCAGCUUUUGUUAUCGAAGAAAGAGGCGUCUGUGUUCAAAGUUUUCUUAGGUUGUCUCCUUUCACCAGCAACCCUGCCUCCUCCGGUAGUGGCCCAAGUCCUCUGCCCCCUCCCAGCAGAAUGCACGAAGCAUCCACACGCCGCUUCUCCUCCUAAAAAGUAUUUUUUAAAAGCAAUGUUAAGUUUUUGUUUUGGUGUUGCUUUAAUUCUCCACAAUCAAUGAGUACUCUGAAGAUGAUAUACUGCAAAUACGUGAAGAAUGGGUCUCAUAUGUAGCAAACCUACUGAAUGAGCUGAAGUGACGAACGUGAAUAACUGUGCUAGAUGGAUUUUUGUGAAGCUUGUAGCAUUAUGGCUGUUAAGUAGUACAAAUGGUUGGAAGGACAUAAGAUUUUGAUGAUUGUGAUGUACUUUAUGUUUUUCCGGAACAUAUGUAAUGACUACUUAAUGUUUGCAGCCCUAUGUAGCUAGACUACAAUUCAAGAAUAUUGGUAUUUUGGAUUUUGCUUUGUUUUGAAAACAAGCUAGGUUAACUUAUCUUUGAAUUUUCAUGUUGAAUUGACUUUGAUUUGAAUCUAUAUGACAAUUAUAGAAUACUUUGAAUGAUUAUGAAUUUGUUUUAUAUUUGUCUACAA
This is a messenger RNA of Cuscuta europaea, 1130 nucleotides long. NCBI's taxonomy places the organism in Eukaryota, Viridiplantae, Streptophyta, Magnoliopsida, Solanales, Convolvulaceae. The record is from the annotation of a GenBank genome assembly.